Mycena citricolor is the source of this 1389-nucleotide messenger RNA. The record is from the annotation of a GenBank genome assembly. NCBI's taxonomy places the organism in Eukaryota, Fungi, Basidiomycota, Agaricomycetes, Agaricales, Mycenaceae.
AUGGAUUCGGUCCUUCAUACAUUUUCUGCACUCUCGAUCGCUCCUGUGGCACAGAUCGCGCACGCCGAGACGUCAUCUCCGGCGACGUGGCGACAGGCUCUCGAUGAAAAUGCCUCCGUGUCCACGAAAUCGUUCGAACUCGUCAAGACCUUGGUCUUCAAGCCAAAGACCGCGAAGACUGCGACUCCCGUACCCGUCGUGCUCAUCGCCCGCGAUGAAACGGACACAAAUGCCGGGACCCUGGGGAAACACCUCAAUCUGAAGGAGAUGCGACUGGCGUCCGAAGAUCUACUGACCGAAUUUUUUGCUCUUGAUAAAAUUCGCGUGCGUAUUCUUUUCUCCCUUCGCUCUCAACUCCACGACCUUUCCCAAGGUCGUGACUGUUGUGGAUUCGACUAUCGCAACCUCGACCUCGACCUUUGCAGUGCAUGCGUUAUCUUCGAGCUCGACUGUCUUUGUCUCCGGGAAGGACAUCGUUUCGUAUCUGAGAGUCUUGAAACCGACGCGGCCAAGGUCAUCGAAGUCAAUUUUGCUGAUCUCAGCAGCGCUUCCACUGCUGGGGCAGCUCAGACCACUUCAGCCCCCAAGCCAGUGAAAGAUGAUGGAAAGAUCGAAGGAGCAGUCCAGAUUGCCAUCGGAGUCAAGAAGGAGGUUGACUUUGCUGGCUGGUACACGAACGUCCUCAUCAAAGCAGAUAUGCUGGACUAUUACAGCGUCAGUGGGUGCUAUAUCCUCAAACCCUGGUCGUACAGCAUUUGGGAGGAAUCACACAAAGUUCUUGAACGAGAGAAGGAUCAUAUCGAGGGCUUUUCUCCGGAGGUGGCCUGGGUUACUAGAGCUGGAAGCUCCGAUCUCGAGGAACCGAUUGCUAUUCGUCCCACGUCUGAGACGGCGAUGUAUCCGUGUACGCCUCCUGAUGCGAUUGUCACUUUCCCGUCUAGACUCCAUGCAGACUAUGCUAAAUGGAUCAAGAGUCAUCGUGACCUGCCAUUGAAGCUCAACCAGUGGAACAGCGUCGUGCGAUGGGAGUUCAAGAACCCUCAGCCGUUUCUGCGGACCCGAGAAUUCCUGUGGCAGGAGGGACACACAGCCUUCUUGACUAAACCUGAAGCUGAUACCGAGGUCCGACAAAUCUUGGACCUCUACCGACGCGUGUUUGAGGAUCUUCUUGCCGUUCCUGUCAUCCCGGGCGUCAAGUCUGAAAAGGAGAAGUUUGCUGGUGGCCUGUACACAACGACAGUUGAGGGCUUCAUCCCACCUCAGGACGAGGAAUUCAGGGUGCCACGUCACAUUGUCUCGGACAGAACUUUUCUCGCCGGAGAUGUUCAACAUCUUUGUCGAGGACCCGAACGACCCAACGGGACAGGGCAAAACUAUGUUUGGCAAACG